Molecule: messenger RNA, 474 nt
Organism: Sclerotinia sclerotiorum 1980 UF-70
Lineage: Eukaryota; Fungi; Ascomycota; Leotiomycetes; Helotiales; Sclerotiniaceae
Exons: 5
Coding region: 1-474 (157 amino acids)
Source: RefSeq, a predicted model, not a curated record
AUGUAUUUGAAGAAAAGUGAUGAAGAAAAAGAAGAAAAAGAAGGAGAAACAAAACCGUCUAAUCGCGGUUUGGUUAAAUUAAGAGAAAGGAUUUAUGUAAAAGGAAGGAGUCUAGGAGAACGAACGGGCGAGGGAACGGAGAACGGAUAUGAUGACAAUCGCUCGCGCUCGCUGCUUUGGCUUUGGCUUUCUGCUUUACCCUUUUGCUUUACCCUCGCUUUGCUUAUUGGGGAGUGCCCAGAUGUGGUGUGUUCGAAUCGCUCGAAUAGUGCGAAUAGUUCGUGCCUCACGCGUUGGUUAAGUCGUGAGUCUCCUGGGACCGCUUUACAGAUAGAUGUCGCCGUUUCAAACUCGAGGGGCAGAGAUGGAUGGGUUAUUAGACAACCUUUUGCUUCUUGUGUUUGCCCGUUAUUGUUUGGAGGUCGUAAUGUUCGUAUUGAACAGGGUUUAUUGGUGAUAGCUUUAAGUGACUAG